GCGACAAACAAUUCUGAUCAACUCAGUUCAUAACGUUUAUUUCCUCACAUCGCAAUGAAAUGAGGGGAGCAUGGGGGCCAAAGAGUCGAGGAUAGGAUUCCUGUCGUAUGACGAGGCCGUUAAAAGAGUCACUGAUGUGGAAUUGAAGCGGCUGAAAGAUGCCUUCAAGAGAACCAGCGGCCUCACCUAUUACAUGACCCAGCAGUGCUUCUACAGGGAAGUGCUGGGAGAUGGAGUUCCCCAUAAAGUUGCAGAGGUGAUCUACACCUCAUUCGGAGGCUCAUCCAAAGGGCUGCACUUCAACAAUCUGAUCGUGGGUCUGGUUCUUCUGACCCGAGGACGCGAUGAGGAGAAGGCCAAGUACCUCUUCAGCCUGUUUGCCAGUGAUCUGGGUGGAUAUGCUGCAAGGGAGGAUAUAGAAGCCGUUCUGCAGGUCCUGGAUGGAGAAGUCCCAACCUCCCUCAAAAAGUGCUUCAGUGAGGGUGACAAGGUGAACUAUGAGCGCUUCAGGAACUGGCUCCUGCAGAACAAGGAGGCCUUCACGUUGUCCAGAUGGCUUCUGUCUGGAGGAGUGUGUGUCACGCUCACCGAUGACAGUGACACACCCACCUUCUAUCAGACCCUGGCUGGCGUCACACACUUGGAGGAGUCGGACAUUAUAGACUUGGAGAAGCGCUACUGGUUGCUUAAGGCCCAGUCCAGAACCGGCCGCUUUGACUUGGAAACCUUUGUCCCUCUGGUCUCUCCUCCCAUCCAUGCAUCACUGAGUGAAGGCUUGUUUCACGCCUUCGAUGAGAAUCGGGACAAUCACAUCGACUUUAAAGAGAUCUCUUGUGGACUCUCUGCGUGCUGCAGGGGGCCCGUUGCUGAGAGGCAGAAAUUUUGCUUCAAAGUGUUUGAUGUGGACCGUGAUGGGGUUCUGUCUCGAGAUGAACUCCAUGAAAUGGUGGUGGCCUUGCUGGAGGUGUGGAAGGACAAUCGCACAGACGCACUCCCUGAGCUGCACAGUAGCGUGUCAGACAUUGUAGAGGGCAUUCUGAAGAUGCAUGACACAACCAAGCUGGGUCACCUGACCCUGGAGGACUACCAGAUCUGGAGUGUGAAGAGUGCUUUGGCCAAUGAGUUCUUAAACCUGCUUUUCCAGGUGUGCCACAUAGUCCUGGGACUCAGGCCUGGUACUCCUGAGGAGGAGGGACAAAUCAUAAGGGGUUGGUUAGAGAGGGAGAGCAGACAUGGGCUGCAGCAAGGUCAGAACUGGUUCCUCAUCUCCAUGCUGUGGUGGCAGCAGUGGAAGGACUACGUUAAAUACGGCAGUCCCUGCUGUUAUCUUCCUGUCCAGGAGCAUAAGGGCAUCGUGGUGGAGCAGCCGUCCAUCCUGAGCUCAUUGCGAGCUCCGAUGGCCACAGCCACUAUAGAGCCCACCCCACCAGACAGACUGGGAGGACUCGGAACCUUCAGCUCCAUCAGCCCCACUGAGGAGAGGUCACCUGACGCUGUGUCCAGCGCCUCGGAGGCUACAGAGACUGCAGCCCUGAGCCCCCAGGUAGCUCCCUCUGCCACAGAGAGCUGUUUCGCCCGUCAGCACAAUGUAUCGGACAACAACAAUCAGUGUUUUUCUGGAGCCAACGGCCACCUCCCCUCCCAGCUGGCAGCACAAAGACCCGGAGCAAUCGACAACCAGCCUCUGGUCACCACCGACCCCAUGAAGGCCCCCACGUUAACCAUGGAGGGGGGCAGGCUGAAGCGCUCCUUGCAGCUGGCGCCUGGUAGAGACUUUGAGACGGUGCCAGAGCCGGUGUGGCGGGCACUCUACCACUGGUACGGUGCCAACCUCAGCCUGCCGCGACCGGUUAUCCUGGAGAGCAAGACGGGCCAAGCAGAGCUGGAGCUCUUCCCCCGCUACCUCCUCUUCCUCCGCCAGCAGCCGGCCACGCGUUCCCCCCAGUCCAACAUCUGGGUUAAUAUGGGUAUGACCAGCCUGCGAAUGUUCCCACCGUAUUUACCCCCACCAAGAGCAGGUAACGUGCCAUCCCCCAACGCUCCUCUGAAGAGGGUGUUGGCCUACACAGGCUGCUUCAGCCGCAUGGGCACCAUCAAGGACAUCCACCUCUACCUGUCCCAGAGACUCCGCAUCAAGGAGGAGGACAUGAGGCUCUGGCUGUACAACAGUGAGAACUACCUCACUCUCCUGGACGAUGAAGAUCACACACUGGAAAGCCUGAAGAUCCAGGAUGAGCAGCAGCUAGUUAUUGAAGUCAGGAACAAAGACAUGAGCUGGCCUGAGGAAAUGUCUUUCAUUGCCAACAGUAGUAAGAUGGACAGACACAAAGUUCCUACAGAGAAAGGAGCCACUGGCCUCAGUAACCUUGGCAACACCUGCUUCAUGAACUCAAGUAUCCAGUGUGUGAGCAACACCAAGCCUCUCACAGACUACUUCAUCUCAGGGAGACAUCUCUAUGAGCUCAACAGAAUCAACCCCAUCGGGAUGCGGGGUCACAUGGCCAAGUGUUACGGUGACUUGGUGAUGGAGCUGUGGAGUGGGACGCAGAAGAACGUGGCGCCACUCAAACUCAGAUGGACAAUAGCAAAGUAUGCCCCGCGCUUUAACGGCUUCCAGCAGCAGGACUCCCAGGAGCUGCUAGCCUUCCUGCUGGAUGGUCUCCAUGAAGAUCUAAACAGAGUCCAUGAGAAACCCUACGUGGAGCUGAAGGACAGCGAUGGCCGGCCUGACUGGGAGGUGGCCUCUGAGGCGUGGGAGAACCACCUGCGGAGGAACCGCUCCAUCGUGGUGGACCUGUUCCACGGUCAGCUCAAGUCCCAGGUGAAGUGUAAGACAUGCGGACACAUCAGCGCUCGCUUUGACCCCUUCAACUUCCUGUCUCUGCCCCUGCCCAUGGACAGCUCCAUGCAUCUGGAGAUCACUGUCAUUAAGCUGGACGGCUCCACACCUGUGCGCUAUGGCCUGAGGUUGAAUAUGGACGAGAAGUACACAGGCCUGAAGAAACAGCUGAGUGAACUGUGCAGUCUGAAGCCUGAGCAGAUCCUCCUGGCUGAGGUCCAUACUUCCAACAUCAAGAACUUUCCUCAGGACAACCAGAAGGUCCGGCUGUCUGUUAACGGCUUCCUGUGUGCAUUUGAGAUCCCGGUGCCAGGUUCACCAACAUCCCUGAGCUCACCCACACUAACAGACAUCACCCCAAUAGCCAACGGCUCCACUGCUAAUGGAACCCUGGACAGCAAGCCGGUCCUCAUCCCCAACGGUGGGCCCAACACCAUGGUGCCCUGCAGCCCUGAGACACCCCUGGCCAACGGCGUCGCCAACGGACACAUCACACCAGUGCAGGACAGCCCCUUCAUUGGCUACAUCAUCGCCAUGCACAGAAAGAUGAUGCGUACGGAGCUGUACUUCCUGUCAUCUCAGAAGAACCGGCCCAGUCUGUUCGGCAUGCCGCUCAUAGUUCCCUGCACCGUCCACACCAGUAAGAAGGAUCUGUACGAUGCCGUCUGGAUCCAGGUGUCCCGACUGGCCAGCCCACUGCCCCCACAGGAAGCCAGCAACCACGCCCAGGACUGUGACGACAGUAUGGGCUACCAGUACCCCUUCACUUUACGGGUUGUGGGUAAAGAUGGCAACUCAUGUGCCUGGUGUCCUUGGUACAGGUUCUGUCGAGGCUGCACAAUAGAGUGUACAGAGGACAGAGCCUCAGUAGGAAAUGCUUAUAUAGCUGUGGACUGGGACCCCACUGCCCUGCACCUCCGCUACCAGACCUCCCAGGAGAGGAUUGUGGAGGAGCACUGCAGCGUGGAGCAGUCCCGUCGGGCCCAGGCUGAGCCCAUCAGCUUGGACAGCUGCCUAAAGGCCUUCACCAGCGAGGAAGAGCUGGGUGAGGACGAGCUCUACUACUGCUCAAAGUGCAAGACACACCGGCUGGCAACUAAGAAGCUGGACCUAUGGAGACUGCCGCCCAUUCUGAUUGUCCACCUGAAGCGCUUCCAGUUUGUGAACGGCCGCUGGAUCAAGUCCCAGAAGAUUGUCAAGUUCCCGCGGGAAAAUUUUGACCCCAGUGCCUUCCUGGCACCCAGAGACCUGGAGCAGCACUGCCUCCACUCCCGCAGUGAGAGCGAGGAUCUGCUGAGGGUUGGAGAGGACAACCUGUCCUCUAUCUCUGCCCCUGCUGGCUUCUGCAACCUGCCCAAAGCCUCCCCUGCCUCUAGCAGGAAGUCAGCACCUUCUCUAAGUCGGACCAGCAGCCCCUCCAGCAGCCCGAAGACUGGCAGCGGAGGCCGCAGGCCAGGCCGGCUACGCCUGCCCCAGCUGGGCAGCAGACACCGCCUCUCCAACAGCAAGGAGAACCUGGACGGAGCUGCCAAUCCUGAGGCUGAGCCACGGGACGGCGCUCCACAGGCAGACACAGAAGGGAGCACAGCGGGGGCAGCUGGAUCGGGAGAGGCGAUGGCGUCAGAAUCACUGUGCAGCACUGAGGCGUCCAGCAGCCACUGUGACGUGGUGCUGGUGAACGGCGACAGCAACGGGCUGAGCUCAGACUGCAGCACAGAGAGCAGCAUGGACCCUGACAGCUCACUGCUACAGCACAGAGACAUGUGUCUGGACGCCAUCUACAACCUCUAUGCAAUAUCAUGCCAUUCAGGAAUCAUGGGAGGAGGCCACUAUGUGACGUAUGCCAAAAACCCCAAUGAGAAGUGGUACUGUUACAAUGAUAGCAGCUGCAAGGAAGUGCAAUCUGAGGAGAUCGACACCGACUCGGCCUACAUCCUCUUCUACGAGCAGCAGGGAGUCGAGUACUCCCAGUUCCUCCCAAAGAUCGAUGGCAAGAAGAUGGCCGACACCAGUAGCAUGGAUGAAGACUUUGAGUCUGACUACAAGAAAUACUGUGUCCUCCAGUGAUGGCACGGCGUCUUCCAUCAGCGAGCACUACGCCUGCUCUCUGCUCCCUCCUGCUGCUCUGAGCAGGAAGCACCAGACAUUCAGAUCAUUCUGAAGAAUUCUCACAAACUGCUCAUGACUAGAGUCAGACUGUGGUCUCUGUCUUGCGUCGCAGCACUUUCUACACUUCAUCGCAAACAUGGAUUUGUGCAAAGGUUUGCCAAGACAACAAUGAAGCCGUGGUGAAAGCACUAAACUGGUGCACUUUGCUGAGCCCAACAAAACAACCCCCCCUCCUCCGCUCAUGUGGACAACCCACGCCAUAACAUACAUGCAACAUAUACUCGCAUACUAAUGCAUCUCUGAAUGUAUGCCAGUACGGCCAAUUCAUGAAGUGAUGUCGCUUUGUUAUUGUGCAUUUAUCACAUGUGACGCCAGAGUGAAAAGAACACCUUCACCUGGAGUGAUCGUGUGAUCUGACCCUGGAUAUCUCACCUGCAGGCACCACACAAUGCAUUCCAGGUGUAAAUGCAAGGCCAACGAUUGGAUGCAGAUAAGAGUUUAAAAUGCCAAGUGUUAACAGAGCCCAUUAGUCAAAGAACCACAGGUCCACAUGAUGUUGAAAUUUGGUAUCUAGUAUAUUGGAUAUAGUGACAAACUUUUUAAAAAAUGGUUGUCUAAAGAUUUUAUUAGUGAUAGUGUCACUAGGGAGAAUAUAAGUCAUAUGCUACCUCAUCGCUUCACGCAGUCUGUCAGCCAACUGUACCCUUAAAGUCUGUGACAGUAUUAAUGAUAAGAAUUAAAAUGCUUCCUUCCAGUGUAGGAGUCGUGGUACACACAUUUCAGAGGCCCUAUCCCCCCCAAAAAAAAUCUACCUUGUUGUAGGACACACACACACACACACACACAGGUCCGAAUGUGGACACGAAAUUAGGCUUUUUUGCCCCAACUGUGUUUCAUCCCACAGCUGCCAAAUAUCAGUGGUGAUUAGUGCAAUGUCGACCUGUGUGUACCUGUAACUUCUCAGCUUCAGUGAGAGUCUUGGUUUGUUUAGGACAGGUGCCAUGAUUUCAAAAGAGAGACGCUUAAAGAAUAAUAUACAGUAUAUGUUUAAUAUUUUUUUUUAAUUCUGCAAAAUGUUGUUUUAUAAAAGAUUUAUUUUAUUGUUGUGAUUUUUUUUCUUUUUUUUUUUUAAGGCAGGCUUCCAGAGCCACUUCAGGAACGGAUAUGUACUGUAUCUCAAAGCGACACCUAGCUUAGCUUCACAGCACUGUCGCACCUUUCACCUACUGCAAUUCUCAACUUCAAAUUCAAACUCAUCUCUAAUGCUAAUGUUCAUACCCUCCAAUAGGAAGCCAGAUAAGCUGAGACAUUGGGGAUCACUUUAUUGUAAAUUCAAAACAGUUUUACCAUUUUACCAUAGUCAGUUUUUAACAUUAUGUCAGUAAAGAGAGUCCACAGAUUCAGCAUUGCACUUUUAUAACGCUGUUGGACACACGAUGGACAAAAAAAGGCAUCAGAAUCGAUGCAGCAGAGAUAUCGUCUUUGUUAUUCCACACAUUGGUCUUUCUGUCAAAACCUGACAACCCCAUUACCCACAGUGCAACUCGACAGCCCUUACAAGAGACAUGACUUGAGGUGAUUUUUCAGACUUCACACAGCUCCCUCUGGAACCAAAAAAUGCUUUAUGCAUCUGUUUGCUUUAGCACCCCAGUACCUGGAGACACACUCUGAUGUGUCACAUCAGUGCGGUUCUCCUUUAGCACCAGGCUGAACAGCAGAGUUGUACUGGGCUCUCUAACUGAAAGCUUGAAGCCUGUUUCGUGCGUUCAGUCGCACCUUUAAUCGCACUGCAACAGCGUCCUGCAGUACGCCUGUGCAUCACUGCAGCAGCGUGAGAAGUUAAACCAUUAAAGUCAGCACAAACAAGAUUUUCAGGGGGUGUUCAGUAACUCCUUGUGGUGAGCCUGAUUUUCAAGAUGGCGCCCUGCUAAAUGUCUGUGGAAGCUUCAGUAACAAAGCUGGAUUACCAACAGGGCAAAGUGGCCACACCCCCCAGGGUCCCAGACUCUCAUGGGCCCCACAGCUUAAGAAAUUAUAAAUUUGCUCGGUAAUAUGGACCAUUGAGCCUUCAUUUAAGGGCCAACAUCUAGUUUCAGUGCUUUUAGUGUCUCAUUUGAUGUUAUAUGCUGCACAUUGCUAAAUAAAUCUAUGUUUCAUUCAUUUAUCAUCAAUGAGCUUGUAAAGCACUGUACACAAUAGGCAGGGGCCCACAGCCCAUUUUGGCCCUGUGGACCCCUAGCGGGUUAAUGUGGCCCUGAUGGGUCCCAUAGACCCAGUCAUUUCCUACAUUUAAGAUAUAUGCAAGCGUUAAGUCUUUGGAAGCUUUCUAGAAAGAGUAAUUCAUUUGAGGUAAUAGCUGUGUGUAAAUUGGCAACACGCAAGUAUAUGUUUCAACAUGUUUGGUUGGUAAAGUUUCCAAUAUUUCAUUGUUGGUACAUAAAUAUGUUUAAUAUUUCAUUUAAAUGUGGGUUGCUUAAAGGAAAUUCCUCACAAAAUGCAAGAAAUGCUGAAAAAUUCCAGACCUGUGUAAGAUAACAUUACCAAAACAUCUGUCCCCAUAAUCAGCCGCUGUGAUAUCAGACAGUGUCUGUGCUGUUCAGUGCUACAGUAUGUGUCUGGACUGUUGUCAGAUCUGUGACAGCUUCACUACAUCACUAGAGCCAACAUUGAGAUGGUGAUUUGUUAUCUGUGUGCUGGGUCUAAACAUUGGUUCCAUGUAAAUUUUGUCUGAAGGCUCAGCUACUUGCCGUGACAGUCGAGGUUCAUCUGAAAUGAACAAACCCUCGUUUUGCUGUGUGGAGUGCGGCGGCAGAGGUUUGCGUCUGGCGUGUAGCAGCACGUGUGGAGCUCCUCCUGCGAGGGGCUCGGUCUAACCACUGUGAACAGACAGCAGACGGCCAGCUGCUCCCGACGAGGCCCCGCUUUGUCUUCUGGCUCACAGGAGACCGAUCUGUGCUCCCCCCUCUCUGCUGCUGUAUUUAUUAGGAGAAGGCAUCCUCAUGGAUGUAUUUGGAGAGAUAUCUGUCACUGAAAGUUUAUUUUCCUUUGCAGAGUACAUUUGUUGAGCAAAUGGAAAUGUACAGAUGAGUGCUAUUUAUGUUUGCUUGCUCAGCUUUUUUUGUUUUCCUCCACCCUCCUGCCUUUGCACCAGUUUGUGUCCGUGUUGGAAACGUCAUCACAUGGCUCAAAGGGAAAAUCUGUCUCUUGAGAACCUAGUUUGUAAUGUUUGCUUCAUUUAAAGGUGCAAUAGCUGUCAACUUUUUUUUUUUUUUGGCUGUGAAUGUUCCCUCAAAGGACUACUGGUGUGAUGCUAAGCUUACCACACCUGUAGCUUAAACUGUUGGAGCUAAAAAGACAAUUUAAAGUUGGGCUUAAUUUCAUGAUCCAGGAACAAAGAUUUUGUGCCCAGAAGAACGGAACUUUGACGCUGGGCGAACACAUCCUGUGAACCACAGAGAUUCCCCUCCCCCUAACAGAAGCCCCCCACCCCCAGAGGAGUAGUGCGAAGAGUCCGCAGGCAGUGCAAUCUACUACUGAGCUGUCUGUCAGUCUGUAGCCUCUUUUUAUUUAAGUUCAGUUUUGUUGGAUCUGAACCAGAGUUGUUAAUUUAAAGAACUUUUUUUGUAACGUGUCGUUGAAAGAAAGUGACAUUGCACUGACAUGAAAACAUGUACAUAAAAAAAAAUGUGUUUUGUAAAUAAGCCAAUGAAAACAACGUAUUUGAAUAUGAACUGUACAAAAUACUGUACUUGUAGUUGUAUAUGGAGUGAUACUGUUGAUCUGUAACAAAAUACCCAAGCAACAAAUUAAAUUCUGCAGAGGAAAU
Messenger RNA from Chelmon rostratus (copperband butterflyfish), 8774 nucleotides. RefSeq names its product ubiquitin specific peptidase 32 (gene usp32). The record is from RefSeq and is a predicted model, not a curated record. Bases 71 to 4906 code for a protein of 1611 amino acids. The transcript is spliced from 34 exons. Gene Ontology annotation, cellular component: Golgi apparatus. Gene Ontology annotation, biological process: protein deubiquitination. Gene Ontology annotation, molecular function: cysteine-type deubiquitinase activity; calcium ion binding. Lineage: Eukaryota; Metazoa; Chordata; Actinopteri; Chaetodontiformes; Chaetodontidae.